AUGGGAGAUCGACACGCAGUCCAGCAAAGCCUCAAUAGCCUACUCUCUAAACUGGAUGAUGCCGACCCGGAUAUGAGAUACAUGUCAUUGAAUGAUCUUUAUGUCGUUCUCAAUAAUCCUAGCUCUACCUAUCUGGCCCACGACCAGUUCUCCUCAGCCAAACUGGCUGAAGGCUUGCUCAAAGCGCUGGAUGACCAGCACGGUGAUGUCCAAAAUCAAGCACUAAAAUGCCUCGGUCCUCUUGUUGUUCGACUGCCUCUCGAGAGCCUUCGAAUGCUGCUCGAUAAAUUGUCGAUCCUCACUACCUCCCAAACCAUCGACACGUCAGUCCCAAACACAGCUUUGAGGGUAAUCGUCACAGCACUCCCACGGCCUCAAUCCACGCAAGCACCAGGCCCAGAAGCUACUACAGCGUACUCUGCUCUUUCUCAAGUUCUCAUACCCCGCCUCAUCGGUCCUUUCCCUUCCCCCUCCAGAAGAAGAGGCUCUAUCACAAAGGGAAUGCUGGAAAAAGACCCCGCAAAAGGUUUCAGCAGUGAUGCGAUAGACGUUGUCAUUCAAGUGGCCUCAUGCUUCGGUGCACUUCUCAGCGAGGAAGAGUUGACGGCUUUGGAGAAGGCAGUCAUGUCUAUUAUCGAUAACGAUACAGCUGGCACUGUUGUUACGAAACGGGCAUUGGCUGCUAUUUCAGCCCUCGUUCUUCACUUUUCAGACGGUCAGUUUGCAACAUUCGUUUCUGAACUUGUCGAAAGGUUCAACUCUCCCCAACUAAGUACCGUUCAUCGGCGACACCUGGUCGCUGCUGUUGGCAGUUUAGCGAGGACGGUGCCUGCCAAGUUCGGACCCCAUCUUCCUACUCUGGCACCCUUCAUCUUUUCAGCAGUUGGUGAGGAAGGUCUAGAGCCGAACCAACUUGAUAGUUCACGGCCGAUACCCUCAGUAGCUUAG
This is a messenger RNA of Aspergillus puulaauensis, 948 nucleotides long. RefSeq lists its product as uncharacterized. The record is from RefSeq and is a predicted model, not a curated record. Gene Ontology annotation, cellular component: nucleus. Bases 1 to 948 code for a protein of 315 amino acids. NCBI's taxonomy places the organism in Eukaryota, Fungi, Ascomycota, Eurotiomycetes, Eurotiales, Aspergillaceae. Gene Ontology annotation, biological process: SCF complex assembly; protein ubiquitination. The transcript is spliced from 3 exons.